ACGUAGUCCACGAUGGGCAUUGUUCGACCUGCGACGCCAGGCUUCCUCGUAACACUCGCCGCCACGGUCCUGCUCGCUCUCGUCACGUUCUCUGUCCCUUAUCUGAAAUCGAUCUAUUUCCUGAAAGCAACCAUUGCUGUGAGCAGCAGUAAUGAGACGUUCACCUUUGGCACACUAGGAUACUGCUUGGAGCAGUCCAACGGCACGACAUGCUCAAGUCCGCAUGUGGGCUACUCACUCGAUGUGAACGAGCUUCUCGGUGACGACACCGUCGUCCAGAUACCGAACGUGCUCGUCAAAUGGAUCACCUACGCCCUCGUACUACACAUCGUCGGCCUUAUACUCGCAGCUCUGUCUGCCAUCUUCGGUCUUCUCGCCCAUGUCCGCGAGAUGUCCAUGGCAUACUGCAGCUCCUUCGUUUCCGGCUUCGCCGCCUCCGUCUCGCUCGUCGCGUUCAUCUUCGAUCUUGUCCUCUUCUUCGUGACCAAAUCACGCAUCAAAGACGAGGGCGGAUCUGCCAGUCUUGGAAACGCAGUCUGGCUUACGCUCGUCGCCUGGUUGUUGCUCUUCUUCGCCGGAUGCUUCUAUGGGAUUGGGCGCUACUGCAUUAAACGCCGUCCAGGCAGGUUCGGCAGGAACACGCCCUCUGCUGACGACCGCUAUGCAGAGCAGAUGCAUCUCGAUGCCGUCAAGGCCGAAUCCGACCGCAAAGCACGCCAGAGACAGAAGGAAGGCGGGCUCCCUGCAUUCCAAGAAUAUGAGCAGAUGCAGCCGCUGGCCAAGACACCAUCAGAGGAGUAUAUUGACGACGGCGACAAGAUCGUGCCCUUGUCGGACGCGCAAAAUGCCGGCGUGGGGACGUACAGCGGGCGGCAGCGCACUCAAUAUCCUGGAGGCUAUUCGCAAGCGCCGGAGGGCACUCGCGCUGUUGAUGCGUACUACAAUCCCGCCGUAACAUCGCCCGCGCAGUCCAGCAUCUACCCGCCCCAGUCCCCGCCUCAACCGCAGAGGCAGGCCAGUGGACACUCACAGGGACCUUCCGGAUAUGCUGCAUCAACGUACGGCAAUACGGCUGCUGAUGCAGCAAGAUACGGGUAUGGUCAUGCUCAGCAGCCGACAACGGCUACGACGAACUACGGGCACACAGCGGGUGGUUCCUCUUGUAUGUUCUCUUCUUUCUCGGAACGCCAGCAUCAGAAUUUUUCGGUGCCUCGCGCAGCCGCAAACGAUGCGCCGAGCGCACAACCAUUCAACCCCAACAUCUACAAUAGCACUGCGUACAUGCACGGUGCCGCCCCGUCUUCCACCGCUGCAGCAGCUGCAGCAGCGGCCACCACGAGUCCGUACUACUCACGCUCCGCAACCGCGCAGCCCGAUCGCAGCUACACGCUUGGCGGUGGUGCAUAUGGCACCGCCGCCUCUGAUGCAGCCUACUUCAACCCGUACGCGCAAGGAUCGUCAUCGCAGCACACGACACCAUCUCCCGCGCCGAUCAACACGCGACAGCCGACAAUGCGGGGCCCGCGGUCGCCCCCGCAGCUGGUGGAGUCGCCGGUGGAGAGCAUGCCUCAGCCCGCGCAGCCGCAGUACAGCGAUAGCCCGCCAAUGUAUGACGCUGCGACGGCGCAGCCACCGGGAAUGUGGUCCACGAAGCAUUCAUAA
Molecule: messenger RNA, 1662 nt
Organism: Laetiporus sulphureus 93-53
Lineage: Eukaryota; Fungi; Basidiomycota; Agaricomycetes; Polyporales; Laetiporaceae
Product: pali-domain-containing protein
Exons: 3
Coding region: 13-1662 (549 amino acids)
Cellular component (GO): growing cell tip; plasma membrane; cell division site
Source: RefSeq, a predicted model, not a curated record